This is a messenger RNA of Bradysia coprophila, 2736 nucleotides long. It is a transcript of the gene CysRS, whose product is annotated as cysteine--tRNA ligase, cytoplasmic. Gene Ontology annotation, cellular component: cytoplasm. Gene Ontology annotation, biological process: cysteinyl-tRNA aminoacylation. The record is from RefSeq and is a predicted model, not a curated record. Gene Ontology annotation, molecular function: ATP binding; cysteine-tRNA ligase activity. Lineage: Eukaryota; Metazoa; Arthropoda; Insecta; Diptera; Sciaridae.
ACACGGGUCAUCACCAGAUCGAAAUCAGCGAUGACAAACUGAUGACAACACUGAACUGUCAAACGAUAAAUGUCACCACGCGAGACAAAUCGCACUACUUUUAAUUUCACUUGAUUUAUGUAAAUAAAUACCGGUUUUAUCAGUUCGCUCGGACAUUAGUCAUUCCGUAAAAUUUUGUUUGGGGGUCAGUCAACCGUUCGCCAACAUCUAUUAACUCCGAUUGACAAAUUCGGCAUUUCAUCACUAGAAAACUGCAAUAUGAAACGUGUUCAACCAACGUGGCAGCCUCCUUCAAGUGCCGAGUCUGUAAAGUUAAAAUUGUACAACAGUCUGACUCGUCAGAAGGAGACGUUUGUCCCACUGGAUGGUAAUAAUGUGAAAUGGUACAGUUGCGGCCCAACAGUCUACGACGCCUCACACAUGGGCCAUGCUCGGUCAUACAUCUCAUUCGACAUUUUACGCCGAGUGUUGGCCGAUUACUUCAACUUCAACGUUCUGUACGUAAUGAACAUCACUGACAUAGAUGAUAAGAUCAUCAAACGGGCGAGACAGAGUUACUUGUAUGAGAAGUAUGCGAGCAGUUCGAUCACUCUGGAAGAGAUGUUGGAAGAUCAAAAGCAUGUACUGGAUGCAUUCAAUGAAAAUCUCCGUGCCACAACAGAUCCGGACAAAAAAACUAUGAUGGAAGGAAUGUUGCUCCAGAUGACUGGCGCCGUCGAUAAGUUAACUGAUGCAGUUAAAUCAAACGACGAGCAACGCAUACUGGAAGCGAAACAAAACUUCCUUCAGCAGUCAAAGGACCCGCUAGCAAAUUGGUUGGAUGCGAAAGACGGAUCUAGUGUGACGGAGCACUCAAUUUUCGAAAAAUUGUCAAGAUAUUGGGAAGACGAAUUUCACAAGGACAUGACUGCUCUGAACGUACUUCCACCGGAUGUCUUGACACGAGUCAGCGAAUAUGUUCCACAAAUUGUCGCUUAUAUCGAAAAAAUUAUCGAGAACGGUCUUGCCUACGAAGCUGACGGUUCGGUGUACUUUGAUGUGUCGAGUUUCGACAGCAAAUCCCAUCAUCAUUACGCAAAGUUAGUUCCUGAGGCAUACGGUGACACCAAAUCGCUGAAUGAAGGAGAGGGUGAUCUCUGUCUUACCGAUGAUCGAUUGGCACAAAAACAUUCACCGAACGAUUUCGCUCUGUGGAAAAGCAGUAAACCCGGUGAACCUUGGUGGGAUAGUCCGUGGGGCAAAGGACGGCCUGGAUGGCACAUUGAAUGUUCAGCAAUGGCUUCCGAUAUUUGCGGCACGAACCUAGAUAUUCAUACCGGUGGAGUGGACUUAAAAUUUCCACAUCACGAUAACGAACUGGCACAGAGUGAAGCGUAUUUCGACAGCGAAGAUUGGGUUAAAUACUUCCUUCAUACCGGUCAUUUGACGAUAGCAGGAUGUAAAAUGUCCAAGUCGUUGAAGAAUUUCAUAACAAUUCAGCAAGCCUUACAGAAGCAAUCGGCCACCCAACUCCGUCUCGCAUUUCUACUGCAUUCGUGGAAGGACACAUUGGAUUAUUCGGACAACACAAUGGAAAUGGCCGUUCAGUACGAAAAGUUUUUAAAUGAGUUUUUCCUAAACGUCAAGGAUCUCACUCGACACGUUGUUACCGAAACGCCGUCAAAUCAGUUCGAUAUCUGGACAUCAACCGAAAAUGAUCUGCAGACGAAGCUAAAUCAAACUAAGGCUGCUGUUCAUGAAGCACUGUGUGAUAACAUCGAUACACGAUCGGCUCUUGACGCAAUUCGAGAUUUAGUUUCCAACUGUAACGUCUACAUACGAGACCAUUCAAAUAAGCUGAACUCCCUGCUACUUCGUAAAAUCGCGAUGUACAUCACCGACAUGAUGCACAUUUUCGGAGCGAUCAAUGGUCCUCGAGGUGGCAUUGGCUUUCCGAUUGGUGGUGAAAGUGGUGGUGAUAUGGAAAAAACCGUUAUGCCGUAUCUGACUGCAAUGUCCGAGUUUAGAGAUUCGGUGCGGGAGCAUGCCAGAAGUCUUAAGGCGAACGAUAUUUUGAAGGUUUGUGAUAAUUUGCGGGACGAAAUUUUACCGAACAUUGGUGUACGCUUGGAAGACAGAGAGGGUAUGUGUGACAGUUUCUUUUGUUGUUCAUUCCGAUCGACGUACGAACGUUUCUUGUUCUGUUCCGGUUUAGGUGGUCCAUCCGCUGUAAAGCUAGUCGAUAAAACCACUUUAUUACGAGAACGGGAGUUGAAAAAAGCUCAGGAACUGGAAAAGGCAGCAGAGAAAGAACGUAAAAAGGCAGAACUGGCAGCCCUGUCUGCAGCGAAAGACGCAGCGAGAAAAGUGAAUCCGAAAGAAAUGUUCUUGCAUGAAACGGACAAAUAUUCCGUCUUUGACGAGAAAGGUCUGCCUACUCACGACAUUGAUGGCAAGGAAGUAAGCAAGGGACAAAUCAAGAAACUUCAAAAACUCCAACAGGCGCAGGAGAAGAAAUACAACGAAUACUUAGCGUCUACGGUCAACGGAUCCUAAUGCUAUUGGAUCUUGGGGUUUUUGUUCUGGAAAUUAACAUCAAUUUCAAAACGCAGUCGAUUCAUCACACCAAUAGAUGCUUAGAUGUUUCAGAUUUCAUUUCAUUCAAGAUUCAUCUCCAUUCAUAAGCCAAUAGCAAAUGGUAUCCCGGACUAAUUUAUUUAUCAAGCAGCAAUUUUGUAGAAUUAAAGUCUUUACAAA